Molecule: messenger RNA, 2035 nt
Organism: Solenopsis invicta (red fire ant)
Lineage: Eukaryota; Metazoa; Arthropoda; Insecta; Hymenoptera; Formicidae
Product: DNA repair protein RAD52 homolog
Exons: 6
Coding region: 352-1515 (387 amino acids)
Biological process (GO): double-strand break repair via homologous recombination; mitotic recombination; double-strand break repair via single-strand annealing
Cellular component (GO): nucleus
Source: RefSeq, a predicted model, not a curated record
UAAGGAAUUGAUAUGAAUGAAUUACUUGGAAAGGAUCGUCAAGUCGUUCGACGUAUUGGAAGUAUUGUUUGAUUGGUUAAAUUUUUAGAAUUUUCUAAUUGAUCUUAUUUUAAUUGGUCAAUCAAAUACCAAAACAUUCUUUAGUGUCAAAUUAACCGCGUCCACGACUAAUCGAUUUUUUCGUCUGCUAGAGUGUCGUUGUUCGAGUCUAACUAUCGAGAUGGCGUACCUGUUUCAUAAUCUUUCGAUUACGAUUGGUCGAUUUGCGUUUUGUUUACGUUUUCUCGUCCGUGUUCGGUCGCUUUUACGCGCUAAAAUUUGCAAUUUGAAGACUCGGAUUUUGUCAUUGAUAUGCACAACGGGCACGAUUACUUGUCGUGUAUCAAAAUCCCUGCUGCAAAACAAGGUACAAUGACCACGGACAAGUCUGAGAAGGUAGGUCCGACGAGUUUAGCAACGGAUCAUCGUGAUUUACUCUUAACGGCCAAUAAGGUUUUCGGCGAGGGCAAGUGGAAUCAUACUGUUAUCAGCCAAACCUUGGAUUUCGUCGAAAAUGUUGGGGCCAAGUGCUGUGCUGGCUGUCUCUCUUAUGUUAAGGUUCAGGUUAUGAAUGGAAACUCUCAUGAAGAAGUUGGUUAUUACCAUGCAGAGGAAUCUACAAAAGGCUUGGCGAUACACAUGGCCAGGAUUGGUUCUGCUGUGAAUGGUUUAAGAAGAGCUCUGUUGUCAUUUGGAGACAAAAUUGAUAAAGAGUUGCAACAGCUGCAAAGACCGAUUACUUCCGAAUUUCAAACUGCUAAAGUCCAAAAAGUUGUAGCACGAUUAUCGGAUAAACAACUUUCAGAAAUAUCCAUUUCAAAUAAAAUGCCUCUAAAAGAAAAACAAGCUAAUGAUGUACAAACAAAUGUGUCACGAUCAUCGGAUAAACAAAUUCUAGAAAAAUCUAUUUCAAAUAAAAUACCUUUGAAUGAGAAACAAGGUAACAUUGUAAGGACAGGUGUGAUGAUAAAUAAGCAGAUUUUAAAAAGAUCAAGUCCAAUUAAAAUAGCUGCCAAAUCAGUUUCAGUACCUGUCAAAUCAAUUUCAUUGUCUAAAGAAAUAAACGAAGCUGAAGAAGUGUGUAAACAACUCUGCACUCAGCUUAGUCCUUACCAAAGUAAUCGUGUAAUAAUAAGACACGUACCAAUUAAAAAUUCAACAGGUCCUUCAGUGGUUCCUGCUGCAAUAUCAUCUGUGAAUAAAAAUGGACAGGUUAAUAUGAGAUCGUUUGUAACAAUUCCACUUAAGAUUGUUGAAAACAAACUAGAUAACAAACCCUCACCAAAUGAGAAAACAAAUUCUUCAACUGAGAAGAAGUCAGAUCAAGCAUUGUCUGUUCAAGAAAUGCAACGAAUGGAGAGGAAAAGAAAACAAAUGGAAAAACAGAUGGAAUUUAAAAAGCGUAUGAUGGAAAAAGAUGGUAUAAAAGAGGAAUCUAUCAAACAGGAACCUAUCAAACAAGAAGUCCAAUUCUAGAUAUUAAGAUAUCAAAGAUUUCAUAGUUAUAUAGUUUAUUUCAUAUCCAAUUUAGAAAUAUAUUUUUUUAGACAAGAUAUUCUUACUAGUUGACAAGUUGUAUACGCCUUGAAUUUUCUCUUCAAGUUGUCUAAUGCAAAAUUUUUUGUCAGAUAGCAAAACCUGCAGAUUGUGAACAAAAUAUGCUAUCGAUUUUUGGUUACAAAAAAGAAAAAAUUACAGAAUUGGAAAUAUCUGAUGAUAUCAGCAAACUCAUAAAAAAUAAGCCUGUUGACAUGUUAUAAUCAGCAGAUUGAUAGCAGAAAUCGAACAGGAUUUGCAAUUGAUACUCGUUUUCUGCUCUCAGGUUGCUUACACGCGCAGACUGUACUCAAUUUACUAUCAGGGAAUGCUAAUUAUUGUUGCUGAAGUUAGGAUAUUUUAUAAUUAAUUUAUAACCACAUCGAUUUUUUUACACCAAGCCAAAUACUGUAAAUAAAUAUUACAAUAUAUCAAUAAAGAUAUAAAAUUUAACAUAAAA